Molecule: messenger RNA, 2843 nt
Organism: Calypte anna (Anna's hummingbird)
Lineage: Eukaryota; Metazoa; Chordata; Aves; Apodiformes; Trochilidae
Gene: ARHGAP25
Product: Rho GTPase activating protein 25
Biological process (GO): phagocytosis, engulfment; negative regulation of small GTPase mediated signal transduction; actin filament organization
Cellular component (GO): phagocytic cup
Molecular function (GO): GTPase activator activity
Source: RefSeq, a predicted model, not a curated record
CUGGGACCAUCAGGGCUUUGUUCCAGCCUGUCUCCUAAGCAAGGUCCCCCUCACCCCCCCAAAAAAUACCAAAACCAAAAGUCCCCUCCUGAUCCAAAAUGUCCCUCAAGCUGCCAAGGAACUGGGAUUUCAACCUGAAAAUGGAUGCUGCAAAAAUAGCUCGCUCCAAAAGCGUGAUGAGCAGUGAGGCUGGGGGCACCCAGCCUGCCCCCCCCCAGCCCCUGGAGAGGCCCCAGAAGGUGGGGUGGCUGAAGAAGCAGCGUUCCAUCGUCAAGAACUGGCAGCAGAGGUUCUUCGUGCUCAAGGGACAGCACCUGUACUACUACAAGGAGGAGGAGGAUAUCAAACCACAGGGCUGCCUGUGUCUCCAGGGAAGCACCAUCAAGGAGGUGGCCAGCAACCCAGAGGAAGGAGGGAAAUUCAUUUUUGAAAUCAUCCCAGGGGUCUCUGGAGACCAGACCCGGGCAGGGCAUGACCCCUGUGUGCUCAUGGCUAAUUCCCAGUCUGAGAUGGAGGAAUGGGUUAAAUCCAUCCAGCGAGUCCUGGGGGCAUCCUCAGGAGUGGUGUUUGGACAGAGCUUGGCAGAGACCAUGGCUUAUGAACAGAAAUUUGGGCAGCACCAGGUCCCCAUCCUGGUGCAGAAGUGUGCGGAGUUCAUCCGGCAGCACGGGAUGGGGGAGGAGGGAAUUUUCCGCCUGCCUGGCCAAGACAAUCUGGUGAAACAGCUCCGGGAUGCCUUCCAUGCUGGGGAAAGGCCAUCGUUUGACAGGGAUACAGAUGUGCACACUGUGGCCUCUCUCUUCAAACUCUACCUGCGGGAGCUCCCUGAGCCAGUUGUGCCCUGGAUGCAGUAUGAGGAUUUCCUGCUGUGUGGGCAGGCACUGGAUGGGGAUCAGAGGAAGGGCCAUCAAGAGCUCCUGAAGCAGCUGUCCCUCCUUCCAAGAGAGAACUACAACCUCCUCAGCUAUAUCUGCAGGUUUCUACAUGAAAUACAGUUGAACUCCAGUGUCAACAAGAUGAGUGUGGAUAACCUGGCAACAGUGAUUGGAGUGAACCUCAUCAGACCCAAGAUAGAGGAUCCUGCAAUUAUUAUGAGAGGCACACCACAGAUCCAGAAAGUGAUGACUGUGAUGAUAAGUGACCAUGCAAACCUCUUUCCCCCAUCCAAGGAUGUGUCACCCUCCCCACCUGCUCAAACGAAUGACAAGAAAGCCCCAAUCUCACGCAGCUCUGUGGGCUGGGAUGCUGCAGAGGACCCUGCAGUGCUCAAGGCAGAGAGCUUGAUCCUAAGGCAAAUGAGAAACAACCUGAAUCCAAGGAGUGUCCCUGGAGCAGCUGGGAGCUCAACUGCCCCUGGGGAAGACAACGAGUCCAAGGAUACACUGGGAAAGUGGAAAACACAGUCAAGGAAAAGAACUCAGACUUUACCUAACAAGAAAUCUUUCCUGGCAGCUUCUGCUCCGAGGGAGAAAGGCAGCAAUGACAAAAAUGAUGUUUUUGCCAGUGAGUUUUGGAAGAGCUCCCCCGGGGGCAGCACACGCUCUGUGGCACCUGAUGGACAUAAGAGGACUUUGUCUCAUGAUCUUUUUAAGCUGCUCGACCUUCAUCGGGCUUCCACCUAUGAUAAUGUUCCUACCUCCCAGGCAGAAAGUGGGGAAGUCAGCAGCCCCAGCCCUUCCAGCAGCAUCUCUGAUAAGGAAUUCCUGCCCUGCCCCAGCCAUCAGCAGAAGGAAGAAGCCAGUCCCACCAGCAGCCCUGUUGAGGUCUCCAAGCCUGAUCAGGAGAGCAGGGAAUUCCUGAAAAACAUGAUCCUGAAGCUGGAAAACCAAAUGGAGGUACAGAAAAAUGACUACGAGGAACAAAUUAAAAGUCUGGAGAAGGAAAACAAAGAAGUCUGGACCAAAGUGGUGAGGCUGAAUCAGGACAUCGAGAGGGAGAAGAAGAAAUCUGAGGAACUGGAGCUGAAGUUGAUGAACAUGGAGCGUUCACGGGAAGACAUGGAGAAGAGAAACAAGAUGCUUGAGGAGGAGAUAAAAAACUUAGCUAAAUCCACAAGCAAAACUGAAGCCAGAACCAAAUAGGACCUGCUUGUGCAGAACUCCACAGCCCCAAACCUUGCAGAGGGAUGGGUCACCAAGGUCAGUGUGACCUCCACCAGGCUUAGCCACCUUCAAACCUGAGCUAUCCCAACCUCACCUUCCCUAUCACCUCCAUGUCCCACAUGCUGUGGCACCCUGAGGUGACCCACUUGUCUUCUGAGGUCUCUUUCAAGCAACACUAACACCAGUGGUGCUGAAAGUCAAAGUUCCCACCAUGCACCAAGGGACCCACAUCAAAAAGUCUCCAAAAUUCCUGAGAGAUGCCUUUUUCCUGCCAUCAUUGCAGAGCAUCUGAUCCCGUCCCUUUUCUGUGAUUCCAGAUGACCUUGGCAGUGUUUAAUUAUUUUUUUACCUUUGCAGGGAGCUCAUUCCUAAUCUGGGUAUGAGGCUCAGGACUCGUUUAGGGAGAAUCUUCUCCAAACAUCUGGGCUGGAAAUGCCACACGCUCCUUUCUGCAAAGAUCAAAAGUGUGAAGAGGCAAAUAAUUCCCUCACGACCCACAGUGGAGUGUAAUGACGUGAAAAAGCUUGGCUGAGGCUCAGAAAUCUCUGUGAUUAGGACAAGUGCACAUUAUUUUAGUAUAAACUGUGCAUUCCUCCACUUCCGCUGCAGAUAGGCAGGAGAACCUCUAUCAGACCAUGACUGUUUCUGAGGAUCAGAGAAACUGCUUUGAAGAUAUUCCACCCAUUAAAAUUUGGAGUGUUUAUAGUGGUCAUAUUUGAAAGAUAGACUUUCCAAUAGAGG